UCAAUAUUAUGCUAUGGACACAAUGUAUUUUCACCCUCAAAGAAUAUUGUUAUCCAAUUAGUUUGAAGACAACUAAACGAUAGUCAACUCCAAAUGAAACUCUUAUCGCUCAUUCUCAAAAACGAGACAUGCAAAACUGAAUACUGAGCUAAAAAAAUUUGCUGUUUUGUUUGCUCAAACGCUAAGGAAAAUAACGAAAUUCCGAAUUUAUCCUCAAAAGAAAUGGCUAAUUACUCAAAGGCUCACGUUUGCCAGUGUUUGAGCCGGUUGCUGACGGUUCGCCGGAACUCAACGGUGAUGAUAAUGGGAGAAAGGAGGAAGACCGGCAUGGAAUUUGUUGAAGGAGUUUUGGGCCUGGCCCAUGGGCUUCUUCAACUGGGCCUUAAGCCCGGUGACGUAGUUGCCAUUUCUGCUCUUAACAGUGAUCUGUACUUGGAAUGGUUACUCGCAGUGGCGUAUGUAGGAGGAAUUACUGCACCUUUCAAUUACCGUUGGAGCUUGGAAGAAGCAAGAACAGCUCUUCAGGUAGCAAAGCCAACAAUGUUGGUCCACGAUGCAACCUGUAAUUUCUGGAAGUUCGGGUCCUAUGAUGAUUCUGUGCCUUCUCUGAGGUGGCAAGUCCUAAUGGAUAAUCCUAGUGUAGUUAAUAGCACUAAGAUUGGACUAACUACUAAACAGCUUAAAAGAAGUUUCAAAAGGCAUUUAGUAGCAGACUACCUGUGGGCACCUCAGGAAGCUGCUAUAAUAUGCUUUACCUCAGGAACCACCGGGAGGCCAAAGGGAGUUACCAUAAGCCAUUCAGCUUUGGUGGUUCAAUCUCUUGCAAAAAUUGCAAUUGUUGGUUACGGUGAGGAUGAUGUCUAUUUACACACUGCACCACUGUGCCACAUUGGUGGUAUAUCAUCAGCCUUGGCCAUGUUAAUGGCAGGGGGUUGUCAUAUUCUACUGCCAAAGUUUGAAGCUAAAUUGGCUAUUGAAUCCAUAGAGCAGCAUAAUGUUACUUCUUUUAUCACAGUUCCAGCUAUGAUGUCUGAUCUAAUCUCUUUUUAUAGGACAAAGCACAUAUAUGUAGGGUCCAAAUCUGUGAAGAAGGUUCUUAAUGGAGCUGGGGGUCUUUCAUCUGAUCUUAUCAAAAAUGCGAUUGAGAUUUUCCCGAGGGCUAAACUUCUUUCAGCCUAUGGAAUGACCGAGGCAUGUUCUUCUCUAACUUUCAUGACUCUUUAUGACCCGACGAAAGAGAGCUGUGUCCAGAACUCUUGUGCCAAUAGCUCCAAUUUGACACAUAAACCAGAUAGUAUCUGUGUUGGAAAGCCUGCUCCACAUAUUGAAAUAAGGAUUGCUGGGGAUGAUUCCUCUUGUAUAGGGAGGAUUUUGACACGAGGACCCCAUGUAAUGCUUGGAUACUGGGGUCAAAUGCCAAGCAAGAAUUCUUCUCCAACUGAUGAAUGUUGGCUUGACACUGGUGAUAUAGGGCAUAUAGAUGAUUGUGGAAACGUCUGGCUCAUUGGGCGUUUGAUGGGUCGAAUAAAGAGUGGGGGUGAAAAUGUUUAUCCGGAAGAGGUGGAAGCUGUCUUAUCCCAACAUCCAGGGAUAUCUGCUAAUGUUGUUAUUGGGCUUCCUGACUCUCGCUUGACCGAGAUGGUUGUUGCCUGUAUUAGGCUCAAAGACAAUUGGCAGUGGACUGAUUCGAGUUCUAAUCAUCCGGUUAACAAGAAGGAGAAUUGUCUGUCCAGCACUCUCCUCCAGAACUUCUGUAGAGCGAAAGAUUUGACGGGGUUCAAAAUACCCAUGAACUUUGUAUUGUGGAAAAAUCAAUUUCCAGUGACAACAACAGGGAAAUUAAGAAGAGAUCAAGUCAGAGCAGAACUUAUGUCUUAUAGGCAGCUACAGCCCAGCAGACUAUGACUCCGCCAAAUUCUCCUCUUGCAUUUGUUUUGAGCAACUAACGACAUGGUAAGAGAAUACAUAGAAACAAAUACUGGGAAUUAUUUGACAUGGUGCUCGGAAACUAUGCGGCUGUUCCUCAACAAUCAAAAAUAAUAUUCAGCUGUUCCUCACAUAAAUUAUCCAUUUAAUUCUCCAUCUCAGGUUAAUAAAUGUGUAUUAGUUAUUUCCCCAUUAAGUUGUAAUCGACGAGAUACUUUUAUUUCGUUACUCAUAUAUACCCAUACAAAUUCUUCUUUAUUCUAUGUACCAUCAAGCUAAAUAACAUCCUGAUUCAUUGAAUCUGAAUGAUCAUGAAGUUGAAUAUCGUAGUGCACUUCUUUCCCCAAUUUCUGUUAUUUCUUGUUUAUUAGUCUUUGCUAGUCAUUGUAGAAGCUCAUCAUUAUUGCAGGAAGUCAAAUGAAAUAACUGAUUCUGAGUAGUAGUUACUUUUGAAAAUUAACGGUGCCAAAGCAAUUAUCAUCUUGCUAAGAAGUUCCAUCAUUUAAGCAUAUGGAGCGGCAUUAUGAAAUGCAUACUACCUUAGUAGGCCAGAAACGGCUCUGGCAAUAUCAGUAAUUGCCAGUAGCUUUUACAAGUUAUUCGCCGUAGGUUAUGUGUACAUGAAAGAGAGUUUCUGACGAUGUGUAUAAACAUCUGAAUAACUCAAGAUCAUAUCUAUUAGAUUUUUGCCAAGUCGGCUCUCACGUCAAGCCAUGACAACAUAGUAUUGAAAACAAGCUCCACGCUUUCAUUUGGUUCACCUAUCAAUUGGUGCCACAUUCCUGGGAAAAUCUUCAUAGUCUUAUCUUUACUUCCUGCUGAUUCAUACACAAGUGUAGCAGCUUCAGGAUCACAUACCUUAUCAUCCCCACCUUGAAGAAUCAGCAAAGGGACUUCUAGUUCAUGAGAGUUCCUCUGUAUAUAUUUACAGACUUUGAGAAGCUCUAAUGCAGUGGCAGCUGGUGGCUUUUGGGAAGCCACGCAAUUUGGACUUUUUGAGACUAUUUUUCUCUUCCAUCCCUCCUUGUAUGAUUUUGAUCCAGGUGGUUUGGUGAUCACAAUCCUCCAAGAUGGUGCUACGAAGGCGGCCAACGGUAGUAGCUUCUCCAGUGGCCAAACAGGUUUGUAUUUCUUUGACACUCCACACAUUGGUCCACUUAAAACUAAACCUUUCCAUACAGUCUUUUGCCUUAGACAUAUGAGUGUAGCAAUUGCACCACCUAAUGACUCACCAUACAGGAAAGCUGGGAGCUUCGGGUGAUUGGCACGAGCAGAGUCGAAGUACUGUAUGCAGUCUUCGACUAAGGGUUGAAUACUCGGAAUGUAGCCAGGUGAGCCUUCUGAGUAACCGUGACCUUGUAGGUCAAGAGCACAAACGAAAAAUCCGGCUUUCGCCAUUGCUACUGCAUUUAGCUCAAAAAGCCAGCUGCUUUCGGAUGUAUAACCAUGAAUCAUGCCCACAAGACCUCUUGACUGAAUACUUUCAGACUGCCAAGAUUGUGUGAAUAUCUUCAUGUUUUGUUUGUUUAACAUGAAGCUUUCUUUAUGCAUGAUUUUCUGUUGCUUGUAAAACUCUUCUCUUGUAAGGUCUCCGUAUGGGCUGUUCUCGUUAGCUUGGAAAAUUGGAUGAGACAUAGUGUACUAAUGAGUUUGUCUGUU
This is a messenger RNA of Nicotiana attenuata, 3585 nucleotides long. RefSeq names its product 2-succinylbenzoate--CoA ligase, chloroplastic/peroxisomal. Gene Ontology annotation, biological process: fatty acid metabolic process. NCBI's taxonomy places the organism in Eukaryota, Viridiplantae, Streptophyta, Magnoliopsida, Solanales, Solanaceae. The record is from RefSeq and is a predicted model, not a curated record. The transcript has 10 exons. Bases 223 to 1905 code for a protein of 560 amino acids. Gene Ontology annotation, molecular function: medium-chain fatty acid-CoA ligase activity.